CCCAGGUAGGGCCCUCCUGGGCCUCGGCGGCCUGCCCUGAGGGGACCGGAGCCCGCCGGGCGCUCUCCUCCGCGGGUUCGUACUGCGGCCUCUCGGUGGGCGGGCGGCCUCGAGAAUCCGCGAGCGCGCCGGGCGCUCACUCUGCUGUUCGCGGUCCGAGGGAGCCGUCGUGCUGCUUCCAGCGGUGGGACUUGCGAGCGUGAGAAAGCAUGAUGUCCCAGGAAGGCAAUUAUGGGAAGUGGACAAUAUCCAGUAGUGAUGAAAGUGAGGAGGAGAACCCGCAGCCGGACAAGCCAUCUGCCUCUCUCCUCCCCGACACUGGGCAGGUGGCCGCCGGGCAGCCGAAGUACACCUGCUCCGAGGCUCGGAAAGCCGCCCACAGGAGGAAGCUGGAGCCUGUGAAAUUCAGCAGCACAGACUCAGCUUCAGAAGCUUCGCCUUGCAAAAGACAGAAGAGUGGGUCCCAGGAGGACCUGGGCUGGUGUCUGUCCAGCAGUGAGGACGAGCUGCCUCCAGAGCAGCAGCAGGAGCAGGCGAAGGACCCGCGGGUGAAAGAGGAGAAAGGCCCCCCUUCUCCCAGGGACCGUGCGGCUCGGGGAGCUGGGCCUCACGGCCCCCCCACCAGCCAUGGGUUCCCGGACGAGGAAGAUGAGCAGGAAAUGUCAGGGGAAGGCCAGGACAUCUGGGACUUGCUGGAUAAAGGGAACCCCUUCCAAUUCUACCUCACGAGAGUCUCCGGGAUUAAGCCCAAGUAUAACACGGGAGCCCUCCACAUCAAGGAUAUUUUAUCUCCUCUCUUUGGGACACUUGUUUCUUCAGCUCAGGAUGAGUCGUUAGCUUCAGGAGAGGGGCCAGGGAUUACCCAGGCAUGGGGAGGACACCCACAGUUUAACUACUGCUUUGACGUGGACUGGCUCGUAAGACAGUAUCCACCAGAGUUCAGGAAGAAACCAGUCCUGCUUGUGCAUGGUGACAAACGGGAAGCAAAGGCUCACCUCCUGGCGGAGGCGAAGCCUUACGGGAAUGUCACCCUCUGCCAGGCAAAGUUGGAUAUUGCGUUUGGAACACAUCACACGAAAAUGAUGCUUCUGCUGUACGAGGAAGGCCUCCGGGUUGUCAUACACACCUCCAACCUCAUCCGCGAGGACUGGCACCAGAAAACACAGGGAAUAUGGUUGAGCCCCUUGUACCCCCGAAUCGUCCACGGGACCCACGGAUCUGGAGAAUCGGCCACACACUUCAAAGCUGACCUCAUCAGCUACCUGGCAGCUUAUAACGCUGCCCCUCUCAAGGAGUGGAUAGACACCAUCCAGGAGCACGACCUCUCAGAAACAAAUGUUUACCUUAUUGCCUCAAUCCCAGGACGCUUUCAAGGAAAUCAGAAAGAUAAUUGGGGACAUUUCAGGCUUAGGAAGCUUCUGAAGGCGCACGCCUCCCCCGCGCCCGGAGCAGAGUCUUGGCCGGCCGUAGGCCAGUUCUCCAGCAUCGGCUCCAUGGGGGCAGACGAGUCAAAAUGGCUGUGCUCUGAGUUUAAAGAGAGCCUGGUGACCCUGGGCAAGGAGAGCAGGACCCUAGGAAGUGCUGCUCCUCUCCAUCUGAUCUAUCCUUCAGUGGAAAAUGUACGGACCAGCUUAGAAGGAUAUCCAGCUGGGGGCUCUCUUCCCUAUAGCAUCCAGACGGCGGAGAAACAGAAUUGGCUUCAUUCCUAUUUUCACAAGUGGUCAGCUGACACGUCAGGCCGCAGCAACGCCAUGCCACAUAUCAAGACUUACCUGAGACCCUCUCCAGACUUCAGUCAGAUCGCUUGGUUCCUUGUCACGAGUCCCCAGGUCAGGAAGAUCCCCUGGAGGAGGAAGUGGCAGCCCACUCCAGUGUUCUUGCCUGGAGAAUCCCUUGGACAGAGGAGCCUGGCGGGCUGCAGCCCACGGGAUCACACCGAGUCGAACACGACUGAAGUGACUCAGCACCCACGAAUUGCCGGCGCCAACCUGUCCAAGGCCGCCUGGGGCGCGCUGGAGAAGGGCGGCACCCAGCUGAUGAUCCGCUCCUACGAGCUCGGCGUCCUCUUUCUGCCCUCAGCGUUUGGCCUGGACAGUUUCAAAGUGAAACAGAAAUUCUUCUCCGGGAGCAGCCAGGAGCCCACAGCCUCCUUCCCUGUGCCGUACGACCUGCCUCCAGAACUGUACGGAGACAGAGAUCGACCAUGGAUUUGGAACAUCCCUUAUGUCAAAGCACCUGAUACACAUGGGAACAUGUGGGUUCCCUCCUGAGAGCAGGAAUGCUCUGUGAAGUUGACACGUAAGGCCUGAGCCCCGAACACUGGAUGUCCUUGUUUGUAACGUGUGUUCACUUCCCUUAAUGUUUUAUCUGCCCCCCAACAAAACUCUGCAAAGGUCAGUCUUUCAGACAUGAACGUUGGUUAUCCUUUCAGUGGUCACUGUUGACAUUCUCACUUGAAAAAAAAUUGUAUAUUUUCUU
This is a messenger RNA of Budorcas taxicolor (takin), 2478 nucleotides long. It is a transcript of the gene TDP1, whose product is annotated as tyrosyl-DNA phosphodiesterase 1. Lineage: Eukaryota; Metazoa; Chordata; Mammalia; Artiodactyla; Bovidae. The transcript is spliced from 18 exons. The record is from RefSeq and is a predicted model, not a curated record. The coding region runs from base 210 to 2270 and encodes 686 amino acids. Gene Ontology annotation, molecular function: single-stranded DNA binding; double-stranded DNA binding; 3'-tyrosyl-DNA phosphodiesterase activity. Gene Ontology annotation, cellular component: nucleus. Gene Ontology annotation, biological process: single strand break repair; double-strand break repair.